Messenger RNA from Chara braunii, 6346 nucleotides. Lineage: Eukaryota; Viridiplantae; Streptophyta; Charophyceae; Charales; Characeae. The record is from the annotation of a GenBank genome assembly.
AUUCCCUUUUUCUUGUUUGGUGCGUGAUUGCGUCGAUUAAAAAUAAGGAGAGAAGUCAGAAUUCUGUAUCCAACGGAGCGAAAUGGAAGUCAAUUUGUUCGAGGUGGACCCGACGUACGAGCACAUAAGUGCUCCCAUGUACUACGACUUUUGUCAACCAGCAGAGUCCUCUGACGCAGACGAAUGGUUUGCAGCCAAUGGAGAAGGUGGGCCGCGAGUACGGUCUUGUUCUCGAUCUGGGGUUCACAGUGAAUCAGCGUCGCGGGUAUCCUCGGACAGAGCAUCAACUCAGUCGGUGAAGUCUCACGUCAAAGAGCAGGCACAAGUGGCAGCAGGCACAGUGAUAUCGAAUGCGAACUACCGAAGCAAUGGAACGGAUGCAGAAGCUGGCAGCAAAGCAGUUAAAGGUUCGACUGUCAGUGUGCCGGAGACUUGCCAAGGACAAGAACAGCAGGUGUCAGCGGCCUCGGUUGAUCAUGCAAGUGCAGUGGGCGGAGUUGCAUCACAUCCGGGCUCAGCGAAGGGUACACCGCUACAGACCUGCCUGGCUAAUAAAGCGAUAUCUUCCCCUACUUCUUCAAAGACGAAAAGCCCCGUCAAUCCCAUUGCCAGUGAAAAGAAGAUUGCUGGCUCGGCAAACCAGCGGACUACCGAAUCAAAAGGUGCGGCAGGCGAAGCGAAUGGUGGGAAAGAGUCAGAGGUUCCCCUGGCAAGAGUGCUUUUCAGGUCCGAAGAAGCUGAUCAGAAUGCCCCUCCUGUGGGUGGUACCAAUCAAGGGAUGGCAAGCAGUAAAGGACGAGCACACAAGGAUGGUGCAGAUGGGGGCAAGGUCCAUGGGACUAUGGGUGUGGGUACUGAGGGAUGUUCCCCUGCAGGGCAUGGCCGCUCACGGCACCAGACAAACCAGCAAUCACGUCCAGCUUCUGCUGUGCAACGUGUAUUGGUGGACUCGUCCUCCCUGCUAUGGCGGGGACAACAUCGUUCGGUUGGAGGACCCACAACCGCUCUGUCACGAAUGAAGCAAUCUGAGAGUGGCAUUGUGGGGGAAGAAGAUGCAGCCAUCACAGCUACUAAUCUCCGCAAAUGCAAGAGUAACCCAGUCUUUCCAUCCCGGGUAUUGGUGAGUCACGAUCCUGCCGUUGUACGAAAGGGUGGGACUAGCUGUGUGGGUCCGGCGAGGGCCCAGCGUCCUGGUGCCAGUGGCAUUGAAGGAGCACAAAAAGGAUGUGCAACAUCAACUACCCCAGCAACACAGGUGGGAGGAUUAGGUGGCCUGAGGAGCGGAGAUGCAGCGCAUCUGGUGGGCAAGAAUGCUGCUAGGGUGGAGAACUUACCGGUCAGGUCAUCUGUUGAGACUGCGGCGGAAAGAAGAGGGACGGGAAGCAGCAGCGGUAGAACGAGGGGGGCUUGCCGAGGUAGAAUUGUCAUCGGGAAAAAGGCGGGUAGUCUAACCAGGCUGAGUUCCAGGCUAGCAGGUGCAGCGGGCAGCCGUAGCCUCGAUGGGAGGGGCCCAGCGGUCACAAGCAAGGAUUCCUUAGCUGCUGAUAACCGAAUCCAGUCUGGUCCAGCUGUGGGCAAACUGGCUGUUGACGGUAGUGCCCCUGCUAGGCUCGGCAGUCAUGUGGUGGCUACUGUGGCAGGGAAUGCAGACAGUGGCUUGUCAUCAUCAUCAUUUUGUGCUGGUAACAGCAGUGGUGGAAAGCCUGCUACGAGGGCUGCUGCAGCUGUCGUGAGAGGUGGUGGGAGAAUCGGUGAGGGGUCCAAGCAUCUCAUGCGGAGCUGUGGCGCGGAACCUACCCCGUCGACUCCUGUCAUGGCUAAGGUCUGUUGCUCGCCCCGCUGUGCCUCUAAAGAUCCCAAUUACAAUCAGCGGGUGCUGGUUGCUGGCCAUAGGUUGCGAAAAUCAAGCAGCAAGAAGCGAAGGAAGAGCUCUCGAUCACGUGCAAGCAAUGGGAGCAGUGGAAUUGGGAAGGUUUCCCAGGCUUUGGAGGAUGCGGCUGUGGAAGGUGGAGUUGCUCAUGAAGGCGAAAGGUCGGCUGGUCACAAUGAGAAGAGCAGCAGAGAGGCCAGCACUGUAGAUGGUAGUGAGGCUUCUGCUCCUUGUGGGAUGAAUAAGUUGACCAAUCCAGUGGCUCGGCAUGGUGAUGCUAGCAGACCGUGGAAGGUCAAAGGAGGAAAGAAGAAGGGGGAGACGGGUUCAUCUGCUGAGCCCCUACUUGAUGCAAGAGAGGCUGUCAGUCUUAAUGUAUGUUGUUCCCAUGAGAAGCAACAUCAAGAGCAAAGCAGUGCCAGCAAGUGCAAUCAUUUCUCUGCACCUGCGAAUAUCCCAGUGUUCGCAAUGACCUCAGCCGCAAAACUUUCCCCUUUUUCUGGUCUGCAAUACACUGGUCCCACGACAAGUGAUGGUCCAGUUUUGGGUGAUGGUAAUGGCUGUGAUAUUGAGUUGGGGGAUGAGUCAUCUUUCGAGAAAGAGAUUGAGAAGAUGGAGAAUGCGAAUCUGGAAGAGCUUUGCAUUCCUGCUGCCUCUGGUCUUUCUUCCACUUUUAGUCAGAAUAUCAGCGAGAGCAGUAGCGUGGGAGCCAUAGCCGGUGGUUCUCCAGGCGUAGGAGUCACCAGUGGGAGCAAUGGCGACCGUGCAAUUCAGGGUGCGGGUCCGAUUUCCCUUGGGAAGAGCUGCUUUAUUUCCAGAAGUUGUGUUCUUGAUGGUAAUGAGGCCAUGUGGAUGGCUCAGACAGAAUGCAAAACCACUGCACUGCCCGCGCAUGACGAUGGGGAGAAGUCGGGGGUGCUGCAAGGUGAAGAACGUGGUGUAGAAUGUGUCGUCACACCAUUGCCCAGUUCCAAGAAGGCAAAUGGAAUGUCUGGAAGUGGAGGAAUGGUUAGAACCAGUGGUAAAGGCAGGGUAAAAUCUCGAUCUGCAUCCCUCUGUUUGACCCGUCAAGCGGCUAUCGCUGCUGCUGCUAUGCUUGGGGAGGCAGAGUCAUUGUUGAGUGAUAAAAGGUCUUCCAAGGAGGGCAGGCCAGUGAGGCACAGCUAUGGUGGGAGGACGAUGGUUAAAGAAAGAUGGGCGGGAGGGUCAGAUGAGGACAGCCGAAUAAGAGACCGUGUACUACACAGUCGUGACACCACUGUGACCGUUGGCCGUGCUUCUGCUGAGGUAUCCUCUGAAGGAGUCGUGGAAGGACUUCUGCAGCACAUACUGUAUCAGAAUGUUGUGUUAUCAGGUCGAAGAACUUUGUGCAUGGAGGAUAAUCGAGAGAGUGUUGGGGAUGUGAAAGAGGUUGUACAGGAUGACAUUUGCAAGGGUGGGUGUGAUGCCAGCGAGUGCCGUGGGAUUGAAUGUAUACGGCUGGACUCCACACCGGCUCAGACUAAGCAGGAAGAAAGUCGGAACUCAACUGCGGGGAAGAACUUGUUUGAUAUUGAAGGCGUCAGCAAUUCACCAGAAGCUGGGAGUAAUGGGAACGACCAGGACACUCAGAACUGUUUUGGUGUGGGAACCAGUGGCACUUACUAUGGUGAUGAAAAGGCCGUGAAGAGAGGGAGGAGAGAGCUGUCGAGAAGCAGGAGCAAGUUGCUUCAGUAUCGGAAAGGGGAUAGCCCUCGUUGUUUGGCGGUAAGGAAUCCCUCCAGAGAGAAGGCGAACAAGAUGUCUAUUGCACGAGAGAUGAACAAGCUAGCCCUUGAGAGCCGAAGACUCCGUUUGAGAAAGAUGUGGUCAAGUGAUAGGAUGCUACACCAAUCUGGCGAGGAGACUGUAAGAAGUUCAUCGAAUGCAGCUUUCACAUGUGAGGGUGCUGCGCAACGAAGGUCAACCUCACAAUGGAAAUUCAAUGACAAUCUUUGCUGCAGCACACAGAGUGUGUCAACUGCUCUGCCAGGCAAGGAACAGGAUGAUGUGCCAUCAAAGGAGACUGUGGAUUCAGCACGGUCGACUGCAGCCACAAAAGAUUUUAUUCUAGAUGCCAUGUCUGACCGGAGGCAGCAAAUGAGGAAGAGCCUGACCCGAAAUGACAUCUGUUUGCAAGGAAUUAAGGUUUUCAGGCGACUCUCAAGAGCAAAGACUAGGCUGCCCCUUUGCAAGCAAGCUAAACUGACAACAACUCCACGGAAGAUUGUGCUCUACUCUGAGUUGAGAGCUAUUCAGAGGAUGAUUUUUGACCAGAAGGUCGCAGAAAAACAGAGAAUGUUGGAGAUGGAAAGACGGGAGCAAGAGAGGUUAAGGAAGCUAGCUGAAGAGGAAGAGAUCAAGCUUCUGCGUAAGCAGAUGGUGCCUCGUGCGCGAUUGAUGCCCUAUUUCGAUCGUCCAUUCCGGCCCAGCAAGUCUAGUAAGCUGCUGACAGUGCCAAGGACACCACGCAUUCGGCCAUUGUCUUGCAGAAACGGACUCCACAUGCAUAACUCGCCAGCAUCGGUAUCUCCAUUCCCUUGGCGUUCGAAGAGACGUUGAUCAUCAUUUCCGCCCUGCGAGGCUAUGGUUAGGUGUUCCUGAAGUGCGCCUGCGCUUAGUUCUGUCAAUGCGAGGAUCUUCAAUUGCUGGUAUCUAUGGGGUCCAUGCUGGAAAAUGUCACAUCUGCAUGGAGAGAAACUUGGACGGCUCCUUGAUGGCUUUGUUGUAUGCAAAUUCUUGUGCUGAACAAAGAGCCAAUGCGUCUAGUUCUCUUAGGUCGCUAUCACCAUCCCUACGUCGGAUAAGGUAUGUGGAAGUGGUGAGUGGUGUGUGGGUGGUGUGUCACACCAGCUGUGAUCCUGGCCUGAAGGCAAGUGAGGGCAUGCAUAUCAUCAUCUUACAUGCCAGGUCAAGGACCCCCGGCUGCUGGGCCUCCUCGAAAUGGUCAAGGCGACUGCUUGGCACAGCUCACGCCAGGUGAGUGAGUGCACGCAUGUCAUCAUCUUAUAUGACAGGGCAAGGACCCUUGGCAGCUGGGCGUAAGUGAAACCGAUCAGGGCAUCGCUCGUCACAGCCAUGAGCCUGAAGGCAGAAACCAAGCGCAAGGAGCUUCCAUGGGAGGGAAGUCAUUUUGCUUGCACACUCACUUCCUUGUGUACAGUAGUUAGUGUGUAUAUUCUAUGAUGGCUGCAGUGGCUGACCUGCUGUGGUUUCCUGCACAUGGCUUGCAUUAAGGCGGUAUCGUAGCUGAAAGAGAGGUCAAGCUUUUUUUCUAAAGCAUGUGGGAGGAGUCGGAGGAUGAUAUGGGUGUGAGAAGAGCACAUCUCGGUUAGCAAAAAGGUCAUCAAGGUAUGUGUCUCCAGUGCAUGUUUUACAAGGAUGGAUCUUGAACUGGUGGAUUGUGAAGCAGUUGUUUGUCGAAGCUACUGAUGAAGUGAGCAGAUCAUUGCCUUGUACAGCCCUUCUUAGCAAUGAUCCUCAAAGAAACAACCAGCUGCAGAGAUGACAUGCUUGAAUUUGGAAAACAGCUGAUGAAGCCAGACAGGUAAUAAUUGUGGGCUUCUGCAUACGCUCUUGCCUCUGACCACCUGGUUAGUCCUGCACGAACUCUUAGAAACAGGUUAUUUCUAGUUCAUGACUUGCAUCCCAGACAGUUCCAAUUUGAACUGGCUAAUGCACAUGACCACUGCAGAGGAGAACUUCCUCGGUCAUUUUACAUUGGUUUGUUUUCCAGGCUGGAUGGCCUCGUUAACCGUCUUGUUCCUGGGAUUGACGUCCAUGCGAUGAUUCAAGCGGUUAUGCAGUUUGAAGCUUGAGCUGUUGCUAUGUUUCGGGUUCUAUCUCAUUAUUAUUUUAAGUCGGAAAACUCGGCACGCCAAUGCCGUUGCCCUUGCCCCCCCCUCCCCCCAAAUCGUUGACUUUCUACUGAUUUACAACUCAGGGAUUUGUACCACAAUUCCAGGGUAUAAUUCACCAGUCUGGCGGAACUUGGGACGCAGUACUUAGGUAGGUUUCAUAGGUCUCUGUGCUGUAGAAGAGACUGUUGUUGAAUUGGCGGCCCGGUUCUUGCCGAGGCCAACCUCAAGAGUGGUGAAGAAGGGCUUGAUUGUUCGGUAGUGCUUGAUUGUUCAGCAUUGAGUACAUAGGUGGGAAGAGUAGUGCUGUCUCAGAAGUCUGCACCGUUUGAGGGUCAGAGUCUGUUUUGGUGGAAAGGACGGCAGUGCUUGAUUGUUCAUCUGGAGAAGGUAGUCUGCAGUAUACAAUGUAAUGAUUCUGCCAAACAGAUCAACUUGUUGGAAUUCUGGUCAUACUCCACGCAAGCAGGUUUGGGACCCGAUCAAUACAAAGACGAACUUGGGUUUUUGGCUGUGGUUGCAUUGAUGCCUGUACAUGUUCUGUCAAAUCAUUCUCCUAAUCGUGGAGGGCCUGCGAUUUUAAGAAAAGCUCUUGAAUGCU